GCAUCUGUACAAUGUAAUUGCACAGCUAUUGUAUUGUACCAGGUGUCGUACAGUACACAGGGGGAGUCGCAUCUGCACAAUGUAAUUGCACAGCUAUUGUAUUGUACCAGGUGUCAUACAGUACACAGGGGAGCAUCUGUACAAUGUAAUUGCACAGCUAUUGUAUAAUAAUUAUUGUACAGUACACAGGGGGAGUAUCCCCCCUGGCGAAAGCGACUAAAUACAGGAAUAUGUCCAACGUCGACCUUUGAACCAUACAUAUAAAAUACGCGUUUUAGUGGUAAAAAACGUUAUUAAUUUUUUUCUUCAGAGCAGAUGAGCGCUAGCUAUAGCUAGGGCCUGGGGCCAGGGAGAGCAGACUGCAGUCGCUGCUAGCCUCCUUGUGGUGAACCAUGUAUCCUCUACUAUAUCUAUGGCACAAGUAAGGUAUAGUCUAUACAUAUUAAGAGGCACACUCAGGGGCGUUUCUAGAGAUUGAAGCAGGAGGGUGCUCAAAAGUACAGAAAAAAAUGGAACCGCGCGCAUAGCGUGCGCGAUUUUACGCCCCUGCAUUUAUUGCGGCGUAUCUUUCAUACAUCCAGCUCCUCCCCCAUGCAGCCUUGCAGCAAAAAAGUACAGCACACUGCCCAAGAAAAGAGCGGCUCCUACUAUUCUCCUCUAGAGCUUCUCUCUUCCAUUCUAGUUCUGUUACUAUGUUACUAGACAAAGCAUCUAGCUACAAUAAAUUUUCUGUGUAUCUUCUUGUAAAUGACAAUAUAAUGUAUAAUGUUGUAGUUUGUAGCCCAAAGUAAUCUAUAGUACCGGUACUAUAGCUCAUAGUUCCCUGCUAAAUACACUCAAAUGGGAUCUAAUGCAUGCAUAGCGUGAUAAUAAGACAUAAUUAUGAGUCAGUCAUCUUGUAGGAUCUCCAUGCACUAUUCUUCUGGGGUACAUCCUAGCAAACUGGUCAAUCACAAUGGGGAUGUCCAGUCAUUCUAGUGUUAGUCAUUGCUUCUCAGUAUCUCUCAGUGGAGCAAGAGGUGACUGGGAUAGUGCAGAGGAUUUAUUAUGCAUGCAAUUAGCAACAACAUUGGAAUGGCAAUACAUGUACUGAUUGCACAUGCUCAAUUGGGCGUGGUCAUGACUUGUAAUCGUUGUGUCAAUGAGAUAGAGCUGCACAGUUAGCUAGCUAGCUACUGAGUGAUACGAUUAAUUAGGUUGUCUGGGAGGACAGGGGGGUGCUCAAGCCCCCAAAGCCCCCCAUUGUACACGCCACUGACACUUGCGUGCAUAUGGGAAGGACAAGCAGGCAUACUAGGCUAAAAUGAAGGCAUUGGAGGAGUGUCAGAAGCAUGCAGAGAGAGAAGAUUGAUAUGGAAAGAGACGCUGAGAAACAGCUGAGGGAACUGACACAGCUGAGGGAAAAGUUUGAGGAUUAUCGUCGGAGGAGCUGGCUGGAUCAAUUGGAAAGAGAAUUAACGAGAGGUUGUGACAGAUAUGCGUCACACAGAUGAGGGAGGAGGAUAAGAUGAGACGUCUCAAUGAGUUGGAGAAGUGUUGGCAAAGGUACAAUGAGCAUUCCCGGCAGGUGAAGGAAGAGGAAGAAGCACAGAGAGCCUGGGAUAUGCAAGAAAGAGAGAAGCGGAUAAGAAAGAGAGAGAAAUUCCUCCAAGUUCUCAAAAAGAGGGAUGAAGAGCUCCAAGAAAAACUGCAUGAGGAGAACCACCAACAAGCAGAGCAACUCAAAGAACAGGCAGACUAUCUAGAAAAGAGAAAGCAAAUGGUGGUAGAGAACGAAGUGUUAAAGUGGAAGAAGGGCUUUCAGAGGAAGCAGGAGAACUGGAGUAACGUUGUCAGCCAACACAGAGAGGCUAUGAAGAAGAGACAAGAGAAGCAUUUGGAGGAGCUGUUCGAUCGCAACCAUCUCCCCUCAGUCACCACACGAUGCACUCGCAAUUUUCGAAAGUUUGGUGGUUCCUCGAGACCAGGUACUAUGGAGAAAUCAUACCCUCCCCAAUCCACUACUGUCAGAUUUACUACCAAGCCAAGAGUACAUUUUGUUGAAGCAUCUCUACCUAAUGAGAGUGCUAUGAAGGAUGGUGGUGUGAGACAAUCACGCGGCGAUAAUCAGAUCAUAUCCAAACAGGAAGAGACGCGUCCAUUGGAGGGUGGUGGUGGUGCGGAUACAAGCAAGAGGGGUAACACAGCCGAUCUCGAUCACAACGACUCGUAUGAUAUUCAUCUGGAGAGAAGUCGAAAAUGGAGCAAGACCGACAGUGAUGGAAUCCAGCAAAGUGAUCUGUCUCCCGUACUGGAUAAGAAUGGGUGUGCGGGGAGUAAGACAAGCCUUGUCCGAGAUGACGUUAGUCUGUUGUCACAUGACGUUAGUUUGCUGAGUCAGCAGAAGAGUACAGCCUCUGAUCUGAUUGGACGCGUACUGGAUAAAGCGACUGUCAAGGUUGCAGAUCGAUAAGUGGAGUGGACAAUUGAACAUUGUUUGUGUGUAUUAACUGCUUAUAAUUAUAGGGCGCGUUGUAAUGAUCGGAAUAAUUCAUUUUGAGAAA
Molecule: messenger RNA, 2543 nt
Organism: Halichondria panicea
Lineage: Eukaryota; Metazoa; Porifera; Demospongiae; Suberitida; Halichondriidae
Exons: 6
Coding region: 1490-2452 (320 amino acids)
Source: RefSeq, a predicted model, not a curated record